This is a messenger RNA of Funneliformis geosporum, 162 nucleotides long. The record is from the annotation of a GenBank genome assembly. NCBI's taxonomy places the organism in Eukaryota, Fungi, Glomeromycota, Glomeromycetes, Glomerales, Glomeraceae.
AUGGAUCAAGGAUGGAAUGUCAUAACAUUUGAAAUUGAAGCUGCUGAUGAAGAGGCUCCAAAAACUAGUCGAGAUCAUCUUAUGAUACAGUUAAGUAUUAUAAGAACAUUUUUCGCGAUUGGAAUUGUUGAAAAAAGGAUUUGGGAAGGAUUCGAAGACUAG